Molecule: messenger RNA, 318 nt
Organism: Trypanosoma brucei brucei TREU927
Lineage: Eukaryota; Euglenozoa; Kinetoplastea; Trypanosomatida; Trypanosomatidae
Gene: Tb927.4.720
Exons: 1
Coding region: 1-318 (105 amino acids)
Source: RefSeq, a predicted model, not a curated record
AUGCUGCGGCGACUGGUCCCAAGAGUGAUGAUGGCCCCGAUGGGAGGAGCUACCGCUUUGUGUACCUCACGCGGUUAUAACAUGCUCGUUUUCCGCGACCCUAAACGCCGCCCUCAGUUGAGUGACGAGGAACGGGCAAAGGUGGUCGUCAACCAGGCAGAAUGGCCUGAGGAGUUCAAAGACUUCGAUCCUGAUGAUCCGUAUAAGAAUUCUCCAGAAAUUAUUAAAGGCAUGAGUAGCUGGAACCUCUUCUUAUGGGGUGUGGAGUGUGCGUUCAUCUAUCAAUUCUAUGAGUUGGUGUUCCCAAAAAGCAUUUAA